Molecule: messenger RNA, 399 nt
Organism: Polyodon spathula (Mississippi paddlefish)
Lineage: Eukaryota; Metazoa; Chordata; Actinopteri; Acipenseriformes; Polyodontidae
Product: gastrula zinc finger protein XlCGF67.1-like
Exons: 1
Coding region: 1-399 (132 amino acids)
Biological process (GO): regulation of transcription by RNA polymerase II
Molecular function (GO): RNA polymerase II cis-regulatory region sequence-specific DNA binding; DNA-binding transcription factor activity, RNA polymerase II-specific
Source: RefSeq, a predicted model, not a curated record
AUGCUUCCAGGUUCUGUGUCUGAAACCAAUUCCAGGACCUCAAACAACUGCCACAAAUGCAGCGAGUGUGGGAAGAGGUUCAGCCAGUUACAAGCCUGCAGAAACCACCAGCGCACUCACACAGGAGAGAAGCCCUAUCACUGCACCGUGUGUGAGAAGAGCUUCAGCCAGCUGGGAACCCUGAAAACACACCAGCGAAUUCACACCGGACACCGGAGAGAUCACUGCACCACUUGUGGGAAGAGUUUCAGCGACUUGGGGAACUUCAAGCAACAUCAGCAGAUCCACACAGGAGUGAAAACAUGUCGCUGCACUGACUGUGGGAAGACUUUUGGGAACUUGAAUAUUCUCAAAACACCAGCGAAUUCACACCGGAGAGAAGCCCUAUCACUGUGCUGA